Messenger RNA from Anopheles coustani, 4548 nucleotides. It is a transcript of the gene ClC-a, whose product is annotated as chloride channel protein 2. The record is from RefSeq and is a predicted model, not a curated record. The transcript has 11 exons. Gene Ontology annotation, cellular component: membrane. Lineage: Eukaryota; Metazoa; Arthropoda; Insecta; Diptera; Culicidae. Gene Ontology annotation, biological process: chloride transport; transmembrane transport. Gene Ontology annotation, molecular function: voltage-gated chloride channel activity. Bases 1 to 3384 code for a protein of 1127 amino acids.
AUGAAUAUUCCGAUCGAAGAUGAGUACGUGCGGGACUUUUCGUUCGAGCCGGAAAUCAUUCUGCGUCGCAAGGACUCGCUGGACGUCCAGCGUGAAAAAUAUCACAAGAAGCGCCUAAACAGCCGCCGGAAGCGGCUCAAGCAGAGCACCCUGCAUGUGCUGGCGAAAACGCUGCCCAUUUCCGGUGCACUCGAGGAUCGGCGAUCCUCUUCCGACGUGGUGGACUGCGGGGGAGGUGGCGGUGAUGGUGCAAUGACCCAAAGUGGCGGUGAGUGUGAGCCAAUCGCUCUCAGCACCCGAUCGUGGGUCAGAUCGCCGGUCGAUCAAUGUUCCCCCGGGAGCGCACUGGACGAUCUCGGUCCGGAGGAUAAGGCGGAAAUUCGGCGUAGCGUAGUUGACAUCGAAAUUGAAGAAUUUUACUACAUGUAUGGUCGCUACACGAAGGACCUAGGAGAGUACGCCAAAGAUGAAGCGCGAAGACUCCGGCUUCUUGAACGACGAAGAAAAAAAGACGAUAAAGCAAGAAACAAGGAACUGCUGGACGUGCGGGACAACAAGUUCUUCCGGGGGGCAUCCUGGCUGUGGCGCAACACAUUCGCCCGGCUCGGCGAGGACUGGGUGUUCCUCGCCCUGCUGGGCAUCAUCAUGGCGCUGCUAUCCUACGUGAUGGACAAGGGCAUCUCGAUGUGCACAAACUCACGCGUGUGGCUGUAUCGUGAUCUCACGAACCACCCGGUGGCGCAGUAUCUGGCCUGGGUGUCGCUCCCGGUGUGCCUGAUCCUCUUUUCGGCCGGCUUCGUGCAUCUGGUCGCGCCGCAGAGCAUCGGUUCCGGUAUCCCGGAGAUGAAGACGAUUCUGCGCGGCGUCGCGCUGAAGGAGUACCUCACCUUCAAGACGCUGGUCGCGAAGGUGAUCGGGCUGACCGCGACCCUCGGCAGUGGCAUGCCGCUCGGCAAGGAGGGCCCGUUUGUACAUAUAGCUAGUAUAGUAUCGCAGCUGCUUAGUAAGAUCAUAACAUCAUUCCAAUCGAUCUACGAGAACGAGUCGCGCAACACGGAGAUGCUGGCGGCGGCCUGUGCGGUCGGUGUCGGCGCCUGCUUCGCGGCCCCGAUCGGUGGCGUGCUGUUCAGCAUCGAGGUCACCACGACGUACUUCGCCGUGCGCAACUACUGGCGCGGCUUCUUUGCGGCCGUGUGCGGCGCCACCGUCUUCCGGCUGCUGGCCGUCUGGUUCCAGAAGGCGGACACCGUCACCGCCAUGUUCUCGACCAACUUCACCUCGGACUUUCCGUUCGAUCCGCAGGAGCUGUUUGUGUUUGCGCUCAUUGGGCUCGUCUGUGGACUCGGUGGCGCGCUGUACGUAUGGGUGCACCGAAAGUAUGUCCUCUUCAUGCGUUCCAACAAAAAGAUGAACAAAUUUCUUCAGAAAAACCGCUUCCUGUAUCCCGGCAUUGUGGCACUGAUUGUGGCCACGCUGUCGUUUCCACACGGCUUCGGCAAGUACAUCGCCGGCGAGCUGAGCACGCACGACCAGGUGCACCAGCUGUUCUCGAACUUCACCUGGACGCAGAAGGAUCUGACCGUCGAGCAGGCGGCCAUCGUGUCGAACUGGCGCACGGUAGACACGAACGUGUUUACCAACCUCACUAUUUAUUUACUGUACACGUUCUUCUUGUCGAUCAUUGCCUCAACCAUUCCCGUGCCAUCCGGUAUGUUUAUACCAGUGUUCAAAAUUGGUGCCGCAUUCGGUCGAAUAAUCGGCGAAGCGAUGCACCUGUCGUUCCCGCACGGCGUCCGCUACGGGGGCAUGCUGGCCCCGAUCAUCCCCGGCGGCUACUCGGUGGUCGGGGCGGCCGCGUUCUCCGGCGCCGUCACGCACACCGUCUCCGUCGGCGUGAUCGUGUUCGAGAUGACGGGUCAGAUUACGCACAUCGUGCCGGUCAUGAUAGCGGCGUUGAUCUCGAACGCCGUCGCCGCCUUGCUGCAGCCGUCGAUGUACGACAGUAUCAUCCUGAUCAAGAAGCUUCCGUACCUGCCCGAUCUGCUGCCGUCCGGCUCCGGCAUGUACAACAUCUACGUCGAGGACUUUAUGGUGCGCGACGUGCGCUACAUCUGGAAGGGAAUCUCGUACCAGCAGCUGAAGGAAAUCCUGAAGGCCAACAAAGGCCUGCGCAGUCUGCCGAUCGUCGACAGUCCGGACAAUCGGGUGCUGCUGGGUAGCGUGCAGCGUUACGAGCUGAUUAAGAUGAUCGAUAGGCACAUUGGUCGCGAGAAGCGGCUCGAAGUGGCCGCCAAGUUGAUGAAGGAAGCGGAGGAGAAGGCGCGUGAAGAGCAGGAGCGUCAGAAGCGCGAAGCAGAGGAGGCGCAGAAGACGCGUCGUCCGUCCCGUUUCGAGGUGGUACCCGCGCCGGACAUUCUGAAACUUCGCGAGCGUGCCAACAACGAGAUGCUGCCACCGUUGGCUCGCCGUGAAUCGAACUCGUCCGUUUCGGUUGGACCAGUGUUUGGUGGUACGCAACCGAAGAAGUCGAUCCUCAAGAAGACGAACUCGUUCACACUGAAGGGCUUCAGCCCACUGUCACCGCACAGCCCGGUGCACACACCGUACACGACCAUCACCGGCACGGAGAGUCGCAUACGGUCCGCGUUCGAUAUCAUCUUCCGCAAGUCGGCCACACUGCAAGAUGUCACGCCCGACCCGGAGAUCGGUUCGAUCGGAACGCCGAGCAUCGUCGGUUCCGAGGGUCCACCGCUUACGCCCGGCAUCUCGAAGAAGGUUCAGUUACCGCGCGAACGUGUGAUCGACAUGUCCCCGGAGGACCAGAAGGCAUGGGAGAUGGAGGAGAUGGCUAAGUCGAUCGACGUCGAUCAUCUGCAUAUCGAUCCGGCACCGUUCCAGCUGGUCGAGCGAACGUCCAUCCUGAAGGUACACUCGCUGUUCUCGAUGGUCGGCAUCAACCACGCGUACGUGACCAAUGUUGGCCGGUUGGUUGGAGUGGUCGCUCUGAAGGAGCUUCGUACAGCAAUCGAGAAUGUUAACAGUGGGACAUUGACGCCGGAAAGCGUGAAAGCUAAGCAGGAGGAAGAAGCACGUGCCCUAGCAGCGAAAGAGACGGAAAACAAUAAUGGCAUUUCGGCGGAAGAUCCUCUGCUGCAGAAGCGAACCGGUGACACGUUUAGUGACAAAAAAGUAAAUAAUACCAUUACCUCGAUGGACUCGGCACUGUCCAACUCGGACAACUGUUCCGACAUCGAACUAGACCAUAUGAACAACGAGCGAAGCGAUACUAGUACUACAACUACUACUACUGCUAAUGCUGCGAGUAUUACUGCCACUAACAAGCAACAUCACAGCAACAAUCAUCCCGGAAAGCGUCAGCAAUAGUGGCGGAUACGGUUGUGAAUAAGGAACAGAGAUUGGCCAAAAGAAACACUAGUAGCAGUAGCAACAGUAGUAGUAUGAGUAGUAGCAAUAGUAUGAGCCAAGCUGGAGUGAUAAGUCGUUGUUUUAUUAUCAACGCUCGAACGCCGUAAAGCGUGGGAAGUCCGGAAGCAAUGUUUUGUGUCCAACGAGUGUCACGUGUCUUUUCGCUCAAAUAGGGCAUGUACACGCGCACAUACACACACAUAGACACACACAGAAACGUCUACGAGCGGUGCGAUUCUCUAAGGAUGUUCACCAUGAUCAUCACUAUCGGGGUUUGUACACGCGUGGGCACGUGUUUUCUACUAGUUCUGCACAGCAAGAUUUGUUAGUGUCCCACUAAACAACUGCACACUUACCUUCAUCGCACACCACCACCACGUUGCACUCUAUUGCAAGCACCGGAUAACAAUUGGCACCCCCGGGGAUAUACGCAAAAUUCUCUUCAUCGACUCCGACUGGGAGUACAGUCGGAGAGGGUCGGAUGUCGAACAGCGUCAUUAGAAAAUCCCAAUAUGAAGAAUCGAUUCUAGUGAUGGCAUUGGAAAGGACCAACUAACACCAUCCACCGUGACCUCAACCAGAUCGUCCGUCGUCGGUGCAUCGCAGUUCGGGCUAAGAUUUCUUUCAUUGUGAUUAUAUUUUAAGUGUUACAAGUAGUGCUGUUCAGGAUUAUCAAAUAAUCGAACGCCAUGGAUCGAGCUUUCCCAUUGCUCCGGGUGGCCAAGUGAGCGAGAGCCUAUCGAAAGCGAUACGAGUCAGAGUUGUGGUGAAUCUAGUGCCAAAAAUUAGUCAGAAUCAGUGACCCAAAGGGGAGCAAAUUGCAAGAUGCUGCAGGAUCAGAGUUGUAAGCCGUUGUAUGGGAUUCAUUUUCCUCUAGUUUCCGUUCUUCCGUAUCUCGUUUGCUUUUUGUUAACAAUGUUGAUUAUAUCUCUUCUCCCAUAAUCUGGCAGAACUGCAGAAUUGUGCGUUUAGUAAGCAAAAAAUGAGGAAAAAGCAAAAGGAAGUGGGUUUCCUUGUUGGCCAUUCGAUGGUCGUCUAGUGAACGAUUGUAAUUUUAUUCUAUUAACCAUAAGGAAGUUGUAAAAUGAGAACCAAAAUAAAAGACACAUAUUUUACGACCAU